Carya illinoinensis is the source of this 620-nucleotide messenger RNA. Its product is annotated as monothiol glutaredoxin-S6-like. The record is from RefSeq and is a predicted model, not a curated record. The coding region runs from base 113 to 424 and encodes 103 amino acids. The transcript has a single exon. NCBI's taxonomy places the organism in Eukaryota, Viridiplantae, Streptophyta, Magnoliopsida, Fagales, Juglandaceae.
UUGGAUCUCAAGCUCCUUACAACAAAGCCCUUCACUCACCGCAUGCACAAUUAAGCUUCUUUGACACAAAUCACAUAAUUCCUGCAAGUACGUACCUCUAUCUGUAACAUUAAUGGAGACUGUAAGGAGGUUGGUGGGUGAGUACCCAGUGGUGAUCUUCAGCAAUAGGAGCUCUUCUUGCCUGAGCCUAACCGUCAAGUCAGUAAUAGGUAGCUUUGGGGCAAACCCUAAAGUUUACGAGCUGGAUCAGGUACCAGAUGGCCAGCAAAUUCAGAGGGCGCUGCAGCAGAUAGGAUGUCAAGAAAACGUACCGGCUGUGUUCAUAGGGCAAAAGUUAAUUGGUGGUAGCAAAGAGGUCAACAGUCUACUUCUUAGGAAUGAGCUAGAGCCAUUACUCAGAGACGCCGGAGCGAUAUGGGUCUGAUGAUGAUCAAGUACUAAUAUAUAUAUAUUAAUCAUAUAUCUAGAUCGAUCAUGCAUGUACUACUCAUGAUCAUCAAUAUUUUUGCUACUGUAUUAAUUAAUAAUUACUAACUAAUCAUGAUAGGGCUCGAAUAAGCGUUUUUUGUACACAUGAGAUGUUUAUUCGAAUCUAAUGAAUUAUAUAAUAAUCUUCUCUC